AUGGCAUCAAACGAACAGCUCCAAACGUUGUUGAAGGGUCAACAAAAGUUGCAAGAACAAAUUAUUCAAAUGUUGCAACAACAACAGAUUCAAACGCCUUCCUUAAACGUUGAAUCGUUGAUGGAUACUUUAUCCAGAAGUAUUUCUGAAUUCACAUAUGACCCUGAAAAUGGAGUAACUUUCGAUGCCUGGUAUGCACGAUAUACUGAUAUAUUCACAGUCGAUGCUAGUAAACUCGAUCAGUCAGCCCGAGUUCGACUUCUAUUGCGUAAACUGAAUACCACAGAACAUGAUAAGUACCUUAGCUUCAUUCUACCGAAGGUACCAAAUCAGCUUGAUUUUGACGAGACGAUAAACAUACUAAAGAAAGUAUUCGGUGCACAGACAUCACUAUUCAAUGUGAGAUACAAUUGUCUGAAAAUAACAAAGGCACCAGAUGAAGAUAUUAUGACAUUCACCAGUACUGUUAAUCGUGAAUGUGAAAGAUUUCGUCUCGGUGAUUUGACAUCUGACCAAUUCAAAAGCCUAAUUUUUGUAAGUGGCUUACAAGCACCUGAAGAUGCAGAAUACAGAAUUCGUUUGCUCUCUCGCAUCGAAACAGAUAAAACGGUCACAAUUCAAGACCUCGCUGAAGAAUAUACCAGACUGACAAAUCUAAAGCGAGAUGCUAAACUGGUCGAAGACCAAGGGACUACUGAUGGUUCCAGCAUUCUAGCUGUAAAGUCUAAAAAUAAUGGGUCUAAAAGAAACCCAGCUAUUCAUGCU
Messenger RNA from Anisakis simplex (herring worm), 765 nucleotides. Lineage: Eukaryota; Metazoa; Nematoda; Chromadorea; Rhabditida; Anisakidae. The record is from the annotation of a GenBank genome assembly.